Molecule: messenger RNA, 383 nt
Organism: Gilbertella persicaria
Lineage: Eukaryota; Fungi; Mucoromycota; Mucoromycetes; Mucorales; Choanephoraceae
Exons: 2
Coding region: 32-247 (71 amino acids)
Source: RefSeq, a predicted model, not a curated record
GUAACCUUUUUUUUUGCAUUUAAUAUGAACAAUGAUGAAGAGCUUUUUCUUUAAUGUCCUUCAAGUAGUAUUAACAAUAUGUCAUUUCGUUGUGUCACUGAAUUUCAUACAUUUGAGAAAGCCAAGCACUGUGUUCAUUAUCUCGACCAAUCAAGACGCUUCCCAAGCUUUUCAUCGUUUUCUCUCACACGCAUGUUUCCCCACUUUCUUGCACUUCAAGUGCCUUGUCAACAGGAGAUUCGGAUGAAUCACCUAUAAAAUGGACCUCAAAAGACGAAGGGAAAUUCCAUUACAUUAUACGAUUUCAUUCGUGAGAAGGCCAUUACAUAUAGUAGUUUGUAACACAUCUUGAUCAAAGUUCAACUAGACAUAUUCACAGAAGC